AUGUCACAACUACUCAACGACGACUCCAUUAUAAUUGCGCCGCCACCAUGGACUUUAAAAGUAGACGUUUAUACGGCACCCUUCUGGAUCUCUGCUUCUCAAGCUCGAAAUUUCCCAUUUGAUAUUGCUUACUCACCGCUCGAGCUAUCCUCUGAAUUUUCUGAUCUUGGGAGCAGCCGUCCUGUCGGAGGGUUUGGUGGAAUCCAAGUCAUUAGGUACAAGGAAACCCCAGUUGGCCCGUAUGAUGAGCUCGUCAUUAUCCCAGGGAAAUUCGAAUGGACCAAACAAGAUUCCAAUGACGAGCGGACGAGUGGACACUCUUAUAAAGCAACUCGAUUAUACGUCUCACAGAAGCAUACCUGUUUCAACGGCAGAACUAACUGGAAUAUACCAAAGCAUUUGGCUCGUUUCGACUGGGAAGAAGCGCCUGACAAGUCGCUUACCGUACGAGUGUAUCCUCACGACACGUUUAGUUACAAGACCGAAGCAACGGCCAGUCCGAUACCAUUUUUCCAGGCGACGAUGAAGCGAGUUCCGAUCAUACCAUCAUUCCCAUUCUCGAGUAAAUGGCUUAGUCUGGUCGGGGUUAAUCUUGAAUGUGUUCACCCACCGCUUCCCGAGGGCCGAGGUAGCCAGGGUGAGCUUCCGGGCACGGAAUCUUGGUGUGCCUUUACACCAGCGUUCAGCGGAAAAGCUGUAAGCUUAAUGACCUUCGACAUGAAGCAAUCCCGUGCGGAUGAUAAAAUGGUAUCUCAGAGGAACAAAAAUUUCUGGCCUGGGUUGGGCAGGCGGCGUGUUGGGAUAAUGAUGGAGAAUGCUACCCUAGUACUUGACAGUAGGGAAUUUUAA
Trichoderma atroviride IMI 206040 is the source of this 849-nucleotide messenger RNA. RefSeq lists its product as uncharacterized. Lineage: Eukaryota; Fungi; Ascomycota; Sordariomycetes; Hypocreales; Hypocreaceae. The record is from RefSeq and is a predicted model, not a curated record.